Molecule: messenger RNA, 714 nt
Organism: Panicum hallii
Lineage: Eukaryota; Viridiplantae; Streptophyta; Magnoliopsida; Poales; Poaceae
Exons: 1
Coding region: 1-714 (237 amino acids)
Biological process (GO): DNA integration
Molecular function (GO): nucleic acid binding
Source: RefSeq, a predicted model, not a curated record
AUGGUCAGGCCUCUCAAGAAGGCCCCUGGCGGUUUCACUCAUCUACUCAUCAUGGUGGACAAGUUCACUAAGUGGAUUGAGGCAAAACCCAUUACCAAAACCAAUUUCCAAGAGGCCGUCAAGUUCUUCCUGGACAUCGUCUACCGAUUUGGUGUGCCAAACACCAUCAUCACAGACAAUAGGACUAACUUCAUAGGCAAGAAGUUCUUGGAGUUCGCCGACGGCUACAGGAUCAGGAUCUACUGGGCGUCAGUCGGACACCCUCGCACCAAUGGGCAAGUGGAGAGGGCGAAUGGCAUGGUCCUCCAAGGACUUAAGCCUUGCAUGUUCGACCGGCUCAAAAAGUUUGCUGCACGCUGGGUCGAGGAACUCCUGGCUGUUCUCUGGAGCCUGAGGACACCUCCCAAACAAUCCACUGGGUUCACCCCAUUUUUUCUAACAAAUGGGGCAAAAGCGGUGCUCCCCUCUGACCUAGACUACGGCGCCCCAAGGGUCAAAACCUUUGACCCCGACCGAGCCCCGGAGGCUCAGCUAGACGUGGUUCACUUAUUGAAGGAGGCCCAAGAGAUGGCCUUGGUCCGCUUGGCUCGUUACCAGCAAACCCUUAGCAGGUACCACGAGAGGAAGAUCAGGGGAAGAACCCUCAAAGUCGGCGAUUUGGUACUACGGAGAUCACAGUCGACGAAGGAUAGGCACAAGCUCACUCCGCCCUAG